ACAGACAGACACACACCCUAGCACCCUAGUUGAAAUGCAUCUCAACCCGGGAAUUAACAAAUCAUAAAUCAGCAGAUUUCCAUCCAGUGUGGACGUCACAGAUCAGGUUUAACAUUCUUCCUCUGCAGCUGGAAGGGAGGCUGCAGGGAGAAUGGUGGAGAUAGGGAGAGAGGGAGAGAGAGAGCGAGACAGACAGACAGACAGAAAGAAAGGAAGAAAGAAGCACAAUAGUAGGCCAAAUCUGACUUUAUGGACUCCAUGGCCUCACAAAGUGUUUAUGUCAAUACGUGGGUUUAUGAGUGUGUGUGUGUUUGUUAGUUAUUUUGAUUAAAGUUAUGGUUAGGUUUUGGUUUAUUGUCAACAUACUGCCUAGUUUACUAAAGUCAGCCAACAUUUGAAUGUACAGUAUUUUUUUAGAAUGUCUUCAGUGGAGAGGAUGUAUACAUAUGCAAAGAGGGAACACUGCGCAAUAUUAACAAUUAAUGAAGUCGUGUUGAACUUGGUUGAAGAGGCCACUUUUUGUGUUUGAGGUGGAUAAUUGGGAUACAUAUUGAUGAUAUUAAAUAUAUUUCAACAAAAAUAGAGAAGCAACCCUCUUUUGUCCUUUGCCUCUGGUCGGUAAUUGUUUUAGAGAACAAUUCACUCGGCCCUGAUUGCAUCACUGUAUCUUGCCACAGCUGUUAUGGUGCAAUAGAAGUGCAUAAUGACGCAGUAAUGUGCCUUAGCGGCUUUUAUGGCAUAGUAAAAGCUAGUUCAUAUUUGUGACGUCCGACACAUCAUUGAUGUUGUUAUUUUAAUUGUUUUUAGGCAUAUUAUUGAUAUUAGUAGGCCUACUGGUAGUAGCAGUAGUGUUAUAAUUGCUGUGGUUAUAUUUGUCCAUGUAGGCCUAAUUGCGGAUGGAAAAGCUGUUAUUAUUAUUAUUGUUAGUUGUCUGCGGUGUUAAAUAUUUCAUUAAUAAUGGGUUAUUUAUUGGGGUUUAUGGUCACAGACUCCUAAUUUCCAGCCUAAGCAAAAGUCAGAUAACAGGCCUGUGUGACAAAAGACACACACACUCACAGGGAGAGAGAAGGAGGGAGACAGAGAAUAUUAUAGAACAGCCGUAAGAACUACUUUCUGCUUCUCCUUCUCUUUUUGUCUUUUUAAUCAGUGCAAUAAAUUAUGUCUGCAGUAGGUGGCGCUCUGAGCUCACCCCCGGCUCCUCCAGCAGCAGAAUAAAGGGUGAGAGAGAGAGAGAAAAGAGAGAGAGAGUUCCCCCACCCACCCCGUCAUCAUUAGAAACCUCAGAGCAUGAAUUACCUCCAAAGUCAUCGGCGAGAAUUUACGACUGGUCAACAAAAGCACGUGACCGCACCUCCUACUUCUCUCUGUCUCUCUCUCCUCCCUCACCUCACCCCUCACCUCCCCCAUCACACACACCCCUCAAUCCAAUACACUCUCACACACACACACACACACACUACCCCACCCCCAUAUUUGGACGGCGCAUACAUAGCUAAAAACGAAGUACAGUGCAACGCCAUAAUUCACUAAUACAUCAUAAAUCGUUGAAAGUACCCGCGUUAUAACGACCGAGGGAAAUCUAACAAAUCAAGCGCCCCUUACUACUCAACUGUAAGCCUGCAACUCUCUAAAACAACCUAAAUGAGCUCUUACUUUGUAAACUCGUUCUCGGGGCGCUACCCAAAUGGCCCCGACUAUCAACUGCUAAAUUAUGGAGCCAGCAGCGGCGCAUUGAACGGCGGGACGUACAGGGACUCUUCCUCCGCCACCAUGCACCAUGCGACGGGCUCUUACGGCUACAGCUAUAAUGGCAUGGACCUGACCGUCACUAACCGUGGAGGGGGGAGCAGCAGCGCCGCCAACACCGGAGGACACUUUGGGAGCGGCUCGGUCGUCGGGGAUUCCCUGGGCUUCGGCUCCCCAGCCCCGGAGAGGGGCUUCAGACAGCCGUCCAGCUGCUCCCUUGCCUCUGCGGCAGACUCCCUCCUGUCACCCGGUAGUGGAGACACCAAGCUGGGCGCCCAGAGCUCGUCUCCCCGCUCGGAGCAACCAGGAGGCAGUAAUCUCAGCUCUCCAAACCUGUCCUCCACCUCGUCCGUCUGUGGUGGCGGCGGCGGCGGCACGGCGCAGCGCUUCACGGAGCUGGAUGAUUCGCCGCCAGAGUCCAAGGAGUUGCAGCACAACCGUGACGCCGGCCACGGCAACAACCCGCCCCCCAGGACCGGGCACCCGCAACCCGUGCAGAAGCAGGAGGGCGGCCCGGCUGGAUCAGCCGCUGGCAGCACGACGGGCAGCGAGGCACAGUCACCACAGAUAUUCCCCUGGAUGAGAAAGCUGCACAUUAGCCAUGAUAUGACGGGCCCGGACGGGAAACGGGCGCGGACGGCGUACACCCGCUACCAGACUCUCGAGUUGGAGAAGGAGUUUCACUUCAACCGGUACCUCACGCGGCGAAGACGGAUCGAAAUUGCGCACGCGCUCUGCCUUACGGAGCGGCAGAUCAAGAUCUGGUUCCAAAACCGGAGGAUGAAGUGGAAGAAAGACAACAAACUGAAAGGCAUGAGCCUCGCCACCGCCGGCAGCGCCUUCCAACCCUAGAAAUUACCCAGUAAAAACGUCUAGAGACAGAAAAAGCCAUCAGAAAAUGGAACAAAAGGAGACGGUGAUGAAGACACAUGUGUAUAACAAACAGAUUCCAAAUCUAGAUUUUAAAAACCCUUCCUAUCAUCAACUAAGUACUGUACAACAGCGCAGCACUUUUUAUUUGUUCGGCAUGUUGGUCUUUGGUGUUUUAGGGCAACGUAAAAAAAUGACUGUGGUACUUGCUCUUGUAAAAAAACGAAAACAUAGUGUUCCUGUAUGUUGUCGUCGUUUUUAACAUAGCUGUCCGGAGGAGAGGACUCAAGAUAAGGAAAGGAUGAAUAGUGCUACCCAACAACGUUUAUACCCACGUCCUACCUUACAACCUUGCUACCUACCUGUUGUUUAAUGUCUAAAUAUCGUUUUAUGUGUGAGGUGCGAUGUUUUGUAAUUGACGAAGUGCUUUCUAGAGAAGUUAGCAUGUAAGCUCUUAUUGUAAGUUAUUUACAGCCAAUAACGCGUGUAUAGCCUACUAGUUUGAGUCCCCCUUCCUCUCUCUCUGUCAGUUACUUACCAUUCAAAUCUGGUCCUAUUUUUAUUGAGGAAGCAGGGAAUGUGUGUGUGUGUGUGUGUGUGUGUGUGUACGUGUGUGUGUGUGCGCGCGCGCGUUUGUGUGUGUGUUUGUCUAAAUACAAACCAGCCCUACCUACAUCUCCGUAUCAAUUCAUAAUGUUGUGUAUAGCGCUAUUAUUCGAAAAAGUUUAACUGUAUAUUAUUGUUAUUAUUAUUGUAAUUAUUGGAUCCAUGUUUCAGAAAGGAUGUAUAUAGAUAUAUAUUGACAUUUUUAAAUGUGACCAGUUGGCUAUUUGUGGUUGCAGUGUGUGAGUGCGUGCGUGCUUGCGUGCAGCGUGUGAGAGCGUAUGUGUGUGUGAGGGAAAUGUCUAACGUCCUGUGAGGCCUGUAAGCUUUCUCACAAUGAGCUUUUUGUAUUUGUUUGUAACUUGGAGUAAAAAAAAAAAACAACAAUAAAAUCCCUCAUACUCAUCAAAA
Siniperca chuatsi (mandarin fish) is the source of this 3630-nucleotide messenger RNA. It is a transcript of the gene hoxb5a, whose product is annotated as homeobox B5a. The transcript is spliced from 2 exons. NCBI's taxonomy places the organism in Eukaryota, Metazoa, Chordata, Actinopteri, Centrarchiformes, Sinipercidae. Gene Ontology annotation, biological process: anterior/posterior pattern specification; regulation of transcription by RNA polymerase II. The coding region runs from base 1642 to 2598 and encodes 318 amino acids. Gene Ontology annotation, molecular function: DNA-binding transcription factor activity, RNA polymerase II-specific; RNA polymerase II cis-regulatory region sequence-specific DNA binding. The record is from RefSeq and is a predicted model, not a curated record. Gene Ontology annotation, cellular component: nucleus.